Molecule: messenger RNA, 1770 nt
Organism: Phycomyces blakesleeanus NRRL 1555(-)
Lineage: Eukaryota; Fungi; Mucoromycota; Mucoromycetes; Mucorales; Phycomycetaceae
Exons: 6
Coding region: 1-1770 (589 amino acids)
Source: RefSeq, a predicted model, not a curated record
AUGUCUUCCGAACACCUCAAUGGCAAAUCUCCGGUUUUGUUUGCUCAGACCGACUUGAGCAGAAUGGAUGCUUCUGCCAACACCCAAGCUGACACUUCUUUGCAAGCCAUUGGUCGCAUCUGCAAUGUUGUGGCUACCUGCUCCACUGCCCUUGCUGAUGCCAUUGAGCAGAAUCUACUCAAGGAAAGGAAGAAUCAAAUCGGGCAAACCAUUACAACAAUGGAAGGUAACCUGACUAUUCUCAUCUCAGUGCAUGGUCAUUUACUGCGUUCCAGCCUACCUUCUGCUGAGCAAGAAACCCGUCAAUCUCAUGUUGUGCCCAGGGAACUGCCCAUCUUUCAGUGGCAUGUAAACAAGUGGGACACCACUCAGAAGGUGUACUCCUCUAUUGAGGAAUGCCUUGACAAAUUUGAGAAUGUACUCCAUUUGUACAGUCUGGAUCUCAACGUGGACUGGCACCACCUCCUGCCCAUUGUUCUAUCAAGAGAGCAACACUUCUGGUAUGACAACUACCUUUGUAGUUCCCCUGAGCUCCCCUGGUCUUUUGCAUGUGAUGCAUUUAUUUGUGUCUAUAGCAUCAACGAUCUGGAAUGCCAGAUACAACUCACGCAUGAGCUGAUGCUUAUGAGAAUGAGAGCCAUAGAGUCUGUGACUGACAACAUGCAAACCACUAUAGCUUAUACUGCCACCCUCCUGCCAGAGUUGGCCCGUCAAGUCUCACUCCUGCAAGUAAACAUGCCCAGAGAAAAACGGGACACUAUCCACAAGAUGGCCUCUCUGGCUAGGUUAAUCUACAACACGGUGUCACACACACCUACUCACCCUUCUUCUGCUCACUCUUCUGGUUUUUCCUGCGAAACUACACCAAGCUGUGAAUGCUCCUCAAGCAAGAAGUGUUUACUUCAUGGCAAGAACAAUUAUGACACUGAGGAUUGCCACAUCCUCAAGACGGCUCUGGCAACCAAGGGAGGUAACCAGAUGGAGAAAACACCCCACAUCAACAAAUACUUCUUUGGGUUCUGUGUCUGGCUCUUCUUAGAGAUCUGCCCCCAUUUUGCCAUCUGUUCUGCACAUGCUGUUACUAGCGACAACACUCCCUUGGAGGCCAGCUCCUCUGAAGACGACCAGUUCAUGGUCAUAGACUUUGAACAGUGCUCCCCAUACACCGGGGCCACCAUCAGCUCUGUCAACACCAAGCUCUGUAGCAAGUUUGGGUGGUCAAUCAUUCCUUGCAAAGGGAAAAUCGUGUUGGCCACUAGUAACGCUAUUGCUCAUAGACUAGAAGUAACAAAACCAAUAAAAGUUUUUUAUAACAACAAACACAUUACACAUUCUUUUGAAGUUUUGGAUCUCGCUGAGAAUAUAGAUGUUAGUAUUGGUACAGAUUUAAUGCCAAGCCUUGGUAUUCAUUUACUGGGACUAGCAGAGAGUUGGUACGGUUCUAAUACACCUCAGACCCCUACACCCAUAGCUGAAAUAGAAAAGCCCAAUAAUUCACCAGCUCGUACACCCACUGAACAUUCUCAAUUCAUGAAGGCUCUACUACCCUUUAUUAAAGCAAAUGAAGACAUACCCAUCACUUUAUUUUGUAUAGUUAAGGAAUCUAUUGUACAACUACCAACGCCCCCAGAUGAGUUUGGUAAUCUCACAGGCAAGCGUCCUUGCUUAGAUCUCAGAGCCAUCAACACUCUGCUAUCUGAUGACAGAUUCCCUCUGCCACUCAUCUCUGAACUCUUUCACAGGUGUGGUAUUUCAGGUACAAAACAAUAG